GUUUAAGAUAAAAGGGUUUUGAAAAUCUUAAACUUACCUUCACUUAAGGCGAACCAAAAACCGACAGCGUAGUGUUCACUGUUGGGUGGGUAGUACCCCUAAACGAGUAGGUACUCAAGUUUGGUACCUUCAAGACGUUGAAGGAUAACGGAGCGGAAGAGUUUCGAGGAGACAAGAUGGGGGAGCCCCAGAUUGCAUUGGAUUGGCUUGAGCAGAUGGACCGGGUACUCAAAAAUUUGAGAGUCCCAGAUGCUGAUCGCUCGGAGUUGGCGUCACAGAUAUUCCGGAAGGGAGCAUAUGAUUGGUGGAAGCGCAUUGACCAGGAUCCACACACGCCCAAGCCUUGGACCUGGGAUCGCUUUAAUCGAGCCUUCACGAAGGAGUACGUCCCCACCCGGUACCGCGAGGAGAGGCGCGAUGAGUUCGUUGCGCUUAAGCAGGAGGGGAUGUCACUGCCUGAACUGAGACAGAAGUUCGACUACUUGUCCCAGUAUGCGACGAGUCUGGUCUCCACUCCGGAGGAUCGUUUGAAUGAGUUCGUCAAGAAGCUACGGCCGGACUUGAGGCCGUACGCCGCGCUGAUCACGACGACAGAUUUUAAUGCGGCGUAUGAUUUGAUUGUGAAGACGGAAAAGAGCUUGGACGAUUUGCAGGCAACCAAGAAGGAGGAUCGAGCGACGAAAGACCUGCGACCUGCGGCCAGCACCGGGCCGAGCGGGAAGAGUUUUGGAUUCGGGGGAAAGAGCCUCCAGUCGCUGCCCAGCGUCGCCAAGCCUCCGCCUCUUUGCCGCACCAGCCAAUCGCGCUGCCCAUCCUUCGCCGGAAGUCCGUCGCCUCCCCUACCGGCAACCACCAUCAUUGCCGUCGAGUCCAAUCGCCGCCGCUGCUUUCUUCGUCGGUCGUCCGCCGCCGUCGAGUUGCAGCGCCGCCGGUCGCCCUUCCCCAGCCAGUCGCCGCCGUUGCUUCCUUCGCCAGUAGCCGCCGCCCUCAUCGUCGACGAAUUGCAGCGCCGCCACGCCGAGCGCUGGACGUCGCCUCCACUGCCGGCGUCCUUCCUCGCCGACGAAUUGCAGCGCCGCCAGUCGCUGCUCAUCGCCGUUGAGUUGCCGCUCCGCCACUGUCGCCGGCGUCCGUCACCGUCGCCGCAUCCAGCCGCAUUCCCGAGUUGAUAUCGCCGGAAGAUUAACCUCCACGCCGGAUUGAUUGGUCGAUUUCGCAUUUUGACUCAAUUUGACCCGCUCGUUUGAUUUCGUUGAUUUGUCUUCCGUUCGAGCUAUUGAUUCGAUUUCAGCGUAAUCCAGGUCCGUACUAUGAAGUUAAUAGCAUUUAGAAUAGAUUUAAUGGGUUGGA
Messenger RNA from Cuscuta campestris, 1350 nucleotides. NCBI's taxonomy places the organism in Eukaryota, Viridiplantae, Streptophyta, Magnoliopsida, Solanales, Convolvulaceae. The record is from the annotation of a GenBank genome assembly.